UAGUACAGAGUGUCUGCAAAGAGUGUUAAAGUUUCACUGAAGCAUUCCAAUUUGAACUUUAACAAACAAAACUGUCGGCAGCCAAAUCAAGAAACUGUUCCAUUAACUUCACACUUCAUAAUUCCUUCUUGAUUUAGAUCCGAAUCCAGAAACCAAUUUAUGAAUGUCUGUUUGUCUUUCUGUUUUUGUAUCAAGCAUUCCAUUUUCAUGAGAGUUUAGAUUCAUUUUCUUCCCACAUUCUCAGUUAACAAACUAUACUACCAUAACAGAGAACUUCAGAUCAGAGUAGCACCGUACUGCUGUGUGUUGUGUUGUGUCUGUGGCUGUCUCUGGUGGGUUUCUGCGCUCAGAAUUGAGAACCCGCAUCAAAAGUUUUGUGGGUUUUUGACAAAAAUGGUCCAAGAUGAUUCUUCUGUAAAAUCGUCAAAACCCCAUUACAUCAGACCAAAGCAUGUCAAUCUCUUCAAUGAGCCAAGAAAUUUUGAUUUUUCCACAUGGGUUUCUGAGAGCUCCUUGAAACUGCUUGUUUUUUGCAUUUUAACACUCACAGUAGCAGCCCUUUUCUUCUUCUUGCAAACUUCCAAUACCACCCAAAACUCUAUUUUUUGCUUCAAAACUUCCCAUCAAAACCACCCUGAAAAGCUCAAGUUUCCAAAGCUUGACCUCAAUUCAAUCCAGCCCAUUUUAGACAAGUCCUCACCCUAUUCUUCCUUCCACUCAGAACAGUGGAUUGUGGUUUCAGUUUCAGACUAUCCUUCUGCUUCACUCCAGAGCCUGGUUAGGAUAAAGGGUUGGCAAGUUCUUGCAAUAGGCAACGUAAAAACCCCAAAAGAUUGGAUUUUGAAGGGUGCAAUAUACUUGUCAUUAGAAGACCAAGCAAAUUUGGGGUUCAGAGUAGUGGAUUACCUUCCUUAUGAUUCUUUUGUUAGGAAAACUGUGGGCUAUCUUUUUGCAAUCCAGCACGGUGCUAGGAAGAUUUUUGAUGCUGAUGGUCGCGGGGAAGUGAUAGGUGGGGAGAUAGGGAAGCAUUUUGAUUUGGAGAUUGAUGGAGAUAUAGCAAAAGAGCAGAGGAUUUUGCAGUAUAGUCAUGUAACUGCGAAUAGGACUGCUGUGAAUCCUUAUGUUCAUUUUGGACAGAGAUCAGUUUGGCCUAGAGGAUUGCCAUUGGAAAAUGUCGGUGAAGUUAAUCACGAGGAGUUUUACAGUGAAGUGUCUGGAGGAAUGCAGUACAUACAGCAGGGAAUAAGCAAUGGAUUACCCGAUGUUGAUUCGGUAUUCUAUUCGACCAGAAAAGCAGGGUUGGAAACAUUCGAUAUAGGGUUUGACGAACAUGCUCCUAAAGUUGCAUUGCCUCGAGGUAUGAUGGUGCCGGUGAAUUCAUUCAAUACAUUGUUUCAUUAUAAUGCAUUUUGGUCCUUGAUGCUUCCCGUCUCUGUUAGCAAGAUGGCAUGUGAUAUCUUAAGGGGCUACUGGGGACAAAGGUUGUUGUGGGAAAUUGGUGGUUAUGUUGUGGUUUAUCCUCCAACAGUUCAUAGAAAUGAUGAACUUGAAGCAUACCCUUUUUCCGAGGAGAAAGACCUUCAUGUAAAUGUAGGCCGUUUAAUAAGGUUCUUGAUUUCUUGGAGAUCUGAAAAGCAUAGGUUAUUUGAGAAGAUUUUGGAUUUGAGUUAUGCCAUGGCUGAAGAAGGUUUCUGGGGGGAAAAUGAUGUCAAAUAUACUGCUGCUUGGUUGCAAGAUUUGCUUUCUGUUGGAUAUCAGCAGCCAAGCAUAUUCCAAAUUGAAUUGGAUGGACAAAAGGGAGAAAUCGUCCCUGGAGAUAGAAAGGAAUUUGUCCCUCGAAAACUACCUUCUGUGCAUCUUGGAGUUGAGGAGUCGGGAACAGUGAAUUAUGAAAUAGGGAAUUUAGUUAGAUGGAGGAAGAGUUUUGGUAAUGUGGUGCUAAUUAUGUUUGUCAGUGGACCUGUCCAACAAACUGCUUUAGAAUGGAGAUUGCUUUAUGGCAGAAUAUUCAAAACAGUGGUUAUUCUAUCAAACCAGGCUGAUGCAGAUCUUGCAAUUGGACAAGGGCAAUUGGACCAACUAUACAAAUAUCUGCCAAAAAUAUUUGCCAGGUUUAAUAGUACAGAAGGGUUCCUUUUUCUUCACGACAAUACAAUCUUAAACUACUGGCAUCUGGUGCAAGCAGAUAGAUCAAAACUGUGGAUUGCAAACCAGGUGCCUGCUUCAAGGACAGCCAUUGACCAGAAUUUAUCUUGGUUUUCGAAGCAAGCAGACAUGGUCAAGAAAGUUGUAAGUACAAUGCCGGCUCAUCUUCAGGUCAAUUACAAGGGAAGCAACCCGAGUGAGCAGAGCCUUGCUUUCUGUGGCUCUGAAGUGUUUUACGUGCCUCGGAAAUUUGUUCAGGAUUUCAUUGAUCUUGUUGAUCUUGUGGGCGAUCUUGACAUUCACCACAAGAUUGCGGUGCCUGUGUUCUUCAUGGCAAUGGAUGUGCCUCAAAAUUUUGAUUCUGUGCUGAAUAAAAUGAUCUACAAGACAGAAGCUUCAUCUAUAGAUUCCCAGGAUUUUUAUUCUGCUCAUGUACCUGCAGUGCAUCCGUGGAUAGUUUCCAACGAGUCUGAUUUUCUGAAGUUGAUAAAACUGAUGUCCGCAGGUGAUCCUUUACUAAUGGAAUUGGUGUGACAUUGCUCCAACUUUUUUCUUAUCCUUUUCGGGUCCAAUGUAAACAACUUGUUAAUAUCCAAAAAUACCGCAAGAAAUGGAUGAAACUGUAAAUUUUAUAGGUGGCGAUUAGUUGCAAACUCAAUCUCUUUUUCACAGCUGUACUUCUUUAUCUUUUCUGUGGUCCAUACAUCUGGUACCUUUAUGUAAUUGCAAUAUUCGAACAAUGACAUAUUGACAUCAAGAGCCAAGGCUGAUACUUCAACUUAA
Messenger RNA from Coffea arabica (coffee), 2928 nucleotides. Its product is annotated as probable glycosyltransferase STELLO1. The record is from RefSeq and is a predicted model, not a curated record. NCBI's taxonomy places the organism in Eukaryota, Viridiplantae, Streptophyta, Magnoliopsida, Gentianales, Rubiaceae.